CAUAUACUACUAUAUUUUUUUUAUUUAUGCCAUUGGAGAGGGGUUGAGAGAGAAAAUCAACAGGGAAGAUGGAAGAAAAAGAAGAAAGAAGGGGGAAGGGAAAGGGGAAAGGGCUGAGCUACUGUGUAACUGGGGCAACAGGGUACAUAGGUUCAUGGCUGGUCAAGUCUCUCCUCCGAAAAGGCUACACGGUUCAUGCCACGCUCCGUGAUCCUGCAAAGGCGUUGCAUCUGAUACCAUUGUGGAGUGGCGGUGACCGCUUGAGAGUGUUCAGAGCUAAUCUGCAAGAAGAAGGAAGCUUUGAUGAGGCAGUGAAAGGCUGCAGCGGUGUAUUCCAUGUUGCAGCUUCAAUGGAGUUUGAAGUUCCAGCAAAUGAGGACAUUGAUGGAAAUGUUUCACACUUGGUUUUCUUUUGCAAAUUUGAAGAUAGUUAUGCCCGUGCAAACUUCAUUGAGCCUGCAAUCAGUGGAACCUUAAACCUUCUCAAAUCAUGUUCAAAAACAGAAUCUGUGAAGAGGGUUGUCUUCACAUCAUCCAUCAGUACCUUGACUGCCAAAGAUAGCUCUGGAAAUUGGAGAAACGUUGUCGAUGAAUCAUGUCAGACUCCUGUUGAUCAUGUCUGGAAAACAAAAGCUAGCGGCUGGAUUUAUGUACUUUCAAAACUUCUAACAGAGGAGGCAGCAUUCCAAUUUGCAAAACAGAACAAAGUUGAUCUUGUAUCAGUCAUAACCACUACUGUAGCCGGUUCAUUCCUCACUAAAACGGUUCCCGCAAGCGUUCGAGUUCUCUUGUCACCAAUAACAGGUGACCCUAUGUUCUCUAACAUUUUGAUUUGGGUACGCACAGGUGACCCUAUGUUCUCUUCAAUCUUAUCUGCUGUGAAUUCAAGAAUGGGUUCAAUUGCUUUAGUUCAUGUCGAAGAUAUAUGCAGUGCCCACAUGUUCCUCAUGGAGCAUGCUAGAGCAGAAGGUCGAUACAUUUGCUCCGCCCGCAGCUGUGUAAUGUGUGAACUGGUUGAUCAUCUAGCUAAAGAAUAUCCUUUCUCGAAUUUGCAGAGGUGUGCACUUGUAGAGGAAGAACAUGGUUCUGUCCCGUCGGAGAUUUCCUCAAAGAAGUUAAGAGAUUUGGGCUUCAGUUUCAAGUAUGGCUUGGAAGAUAUAAUGAACCAUACUGUAAAUUCUUCUGUAGAUUGUGGCUUCCUAUACCCUAAUGUAAAGCUAGACUGACUAUUUAGACACAGAAUGAAACAAUUAUCAGAAACAUGAAGCAAAAAAUACAACAAAAUCCAGGAUUUGCAA
Messenger RNA from Rhododendron vialii, 1298 nucleotides. RefSeq names its product putative anthocyanidin reductase. The record is from RefSeq and is a predicted model, not a curated record. The coding region runs from base 69 to 1226 and encodes 385 amino acids. Gene Ontology annotation, molecular function: oxidoreductase activity, acting on the CH-OH group of donors, NAD or NADP as acceptor. NCBI's taxonomy places the organism in Eukaryota, Viridiplantae, Streptophyta, Magnoliopsida, Ericales, Ericaceae. The transcript has 6 exons.